AUUACUCAAAUUGUUUUAAAAUCAACAACCUUGACAGGAGCCAACUUCUUUGUUAUCAACAGAAGCCUGUUAUUUGGUAUGGCAAGUGCUAUUGUAACCUACGAAAUAUUCCUCUUUCAAUCAAAAAUUGACAUCGACUAGAAAACAAUCAAACUGUCUAAAAUAAAUCCCAGUUAUAUGUCAAAAUAUAUUUUCAAAACCUCCUCACAAUGUUCCCAAAUUUACGUAUAACCUUGCCAAACUUAGUGAAGUCGUUAACGACCCAGAAACGGAGCUAUUCCUGCGAGAACAGCUUUGCAAAAUGCAAAGUGGGAUUGGUGACAGGAGGUGCAGGUAAUUUGGGCACCCAUUUCGCCCACUUGCUCCUGAAGAGCGGCGCCAAGGCCGUGGUGAUCGCCGACAUCGCCGACAUAAAGCAGAAGCCCCAGAUAUGCGACCUGAUGAAAACUUAUGGCAGCGACAAAGUCGAGUACAAAGUGGUCGACAUCACCAACAAGGAUACGUUACGCAAAGCCUACAAGUCCAUAAUUUACUAUCACGGACAACUGGACUUCGUCAUCAACUGUGCCAGACACAUGUCCAUCGACAACUGGGAGAGGGAUAUUUGCGUCAACAACUACGGUAUGCUGUUGAGCACGUUCAUGGGUAUGGAGUACAUGGGUAACCAGGCCUGCAAAGGAAUCGGCGGCACCAUUGUUAAUGUUGGAAGUAUGGCUGGCGUCCAACCUUUCUAUCCGGUACCCGUCUAUACAGGUUCCCAACAUUUCCUGGUGCAAUUCGUAAGGUCCAUAGGCCAUGAUUUCUACUUCUACAAGUCCAACGUUCGUAUUAUGGGCUUCCUCACCGGUGGUAUAUGCAGAGCGGGCAAAACCAGUCCCUUGUCUGAGCCCAUGAAGAAGGAUUCACCCUGGAAGUGCAUCGCCGAUUUGCAGGGACUUGUUGACCAGGAGUUGAAGAAGGUCAAGAUGUACGACCCGAAAAUUUACGAGGACGCCCUCGAUGUCGUGAUGACUGAUGGAAGAAACGGAGACAUUUGGGUUGCUGAAGGGAUAGAAUUGUACAAGGUUUUGCCGUACACCAGGGAAAAGCUCAGGGCCCAGUAAACGAUUAAAAUCAUGUUUGUCUAACUCUUGAAUGGUGCUUAAAGCCACGUCUUAACUUUAAAUUGUUUAGUUUGAUGAAUGCCGGAGAAAAGCUCAAGGCCAAAUAAUAUCUAUAAAUUUUGUUUUGUAAUUUUUGGUCCAAUAAAGUCUUGAUGAUUA
This is a messenger RNA of Aethina tumida (small hive beetle), 1262 nucleotides long. Its product is annotated as 15-hydroxyprostaglandin dehydrogenase [NAD(+)]-like. Bases 210 to 1103 code for a protein of 297 amino acids. Gene Ontology annotation, cellular component: cytoplasm. Gene Ontology annotation, molecular function: oxidoreductase activity, acting on the CH-OH group of donors, NAD or NADP as acceptor. The transcript has 2 exons. The record is from RefSeq and is a predicted model, not a curated record. Lineage: Eukaryota; Metazoa; Arthropoda; Insecta; Coleoptera; Nitidulidae.